Ceraceosorus guamensis is the source of this 381-nucleotide messenger RNA. RefSeq lists its product as hypothetical. The transcript has a single exon. The record is from RefSeq and is a predicted model, not a curated record. Bases 82 to 342 code for a protein of 86 amino acids. NCBI's taxonomy places the organism in Eukaryota, Fungi, Basidiomycota, Exobasidiomycetes, Ceraceosorales, Ceraceosoraceae.
CCCUGCUGUUGCAACACGGGUGUCGUUCCAUCAGAGCGCGCGUGGCUUGCAGCUCGCAUCUAUUCUUCAAUCACGAAUAGCAUGCUCAGCUUGCUUCUCGAUCGCGCUGCACAACAAUCAAGCGCAAGGCAUACGUGCAUCUCGAUGCUGCAGGCAGCGGUCUGGGUGUUAGCUUCAAUCAUAGACGCAAGAGCUGCGGUGCCGAAUCCAGACUUUAGCUUCACCUCACUCGCCACACAGCCGGCGAUCGGACAGAUAACCUAUCAAGGUGGGCUCACUCGGCAUCAUCGGACCGAAUGGCGAGGAGCUCAAACGAUCACCUUACCGCACCUGCGGCUGUGAGAGCUCCAGCCGUCUGAUCUAGCAUCUCGUACAAUGGCG